CCGGGCCCUCGCCUCCCCCGGCGACAAGGCCGGGUGCGCCUACGGCCGGCCGCUGGUCCACCGGUGCAAGGACGCGUGCGAGCUCCAGUGCGACAAGGAGCGGGACCGGCGCGUCUGGGCCUACGACCUGCCGGCGCCCGCGGGCCAGUCCGGCGCGCCGAAGCGCUACGUCGCGGCGACCGUCGACGAGCUCGAGCGCGCGCUCCGCCGCGUCGCGCCCGGCGACCGCCACUGCUACGAGGUCAUCGACGCGCGGCGGCCGUGCUGGCCCUACUUCGACCUCGAGUUCUACCGCGGCGGCGCGCUCAACGCGGGCGUCGACGGCGACGCGCUCGCCGCGCGCGUCGUCGACGCGGCCGUCGCGGAGCUCGAGGCGGCGGCGGCGCGCGAGGACCCGCCGGCGGCGCUCCGCGUCGAGGCCGUCGUCCUCGCGUCGGAGCGGCCGGCCAAGUUCAGCCGCCACGUCGUGCUCCGCGUCUUCCGCGGCGACGGCGCGCCGGCGCCGCUCGCGGGCUCGCGCGCCGCGGGCGUCCUGGCCGCGCGCGUCUCCGCGGCGCUCGGCCCCGCGGGCGUCGUCGAGGCCGAGGGCCGCAAGCCCACGGCCUUCGUGGACGCGGGCGUCUACACGCGCGCGCGCUGCUUCCGCCUCGAGGGCUGCAGCAAGCUCGGCGCGGCGGCCGGCUCGGCCCUCGCGGUGUCCGGCCGCGCCGCGCGCGGCGCGCCCGGCCCGGUCCCGGCGGCGCCGGGCCUCCGCGGUACGCUCGUCGCCCCGGUGCUCCUCGCGGCCCCGCGGUGCCUCGGCCUCGACGCGCCCGCGGCGCCGGCGGCGCCGGCGCCGCCGGCGACGGCGCCCGCGCCCGCGGCGCCGGCGCCGCGCGCGCCGGCGGGCCGCGUCGACGCCGCGGCCUGGGAGCGGGCCUGGCGCGGCGCGACGGCGACGCCGCUCCUCGACGUCGUCUCCCUCGACCACCCCUACAUCACCGUGUCGACGCGGGGCGCCGGCCGGCCGCCGCCGCCGCUCGACGCCGUCUUCGACGCGGCCUUAGCGUCGCUCCGCGGCGCGGCCGGCGGCGAGCCGCGGGCGUCGCGCUGGGCCUACAAGGCCGCGGCGCACCCGUCGGAGCGGCUCCUGCACGUGACGCUCGGCGGCGCCGUGGUCUGCGCGUCCAAGGGCCGGCACCACAAGUCCCAGAAGGCCAUCGUCACCGCGGACCCGGUCUCCGGCGCGUGCUGGCAGCGCUGCUGGGACGCCGCGGACUGCUCGACGGUCGCGGCCAACGCCGCGGGCGGCGCCGUCACGAACCUGGGGACCUUCGAUACUGUGAACGAGUGCGCGGCCGCCGGCGCCGCGUUCGCGGCGGAGGAGUCGAAGACCUGCGACUACAUCAUGUGGUCGGACCGAUUUAGCGACUGGCAGAGGAGCCAGGAUACGCCUAGGAUACCCGGCAAGAAGAAGUGGAAGACCUGCGCGUGGGUCGGCAAGCAGCCCGCGAAGCGCUGCAAGGACACCAUCAAGUCCAGGGACGGCGUCACGGCCAGCGUCGCCUGCCCCGAGGCCUGCGACGCCUGCCCGGCGGACGCCCAGCCCGCGCCGAAGCCCACGCCGAAGCCCACGCCGAAGCCCACGCCGAAGCCCACGCCGGGGCCCACGCCGGGGCCGGCGGACGAGCCGUCGUGCGCGGACUCGACGACGUGGUACCAGGGCAAGAAGAAGUGGAAGACCUGCGCGUGGGUCGGCAAGCAGCCCGCGAAGCGCUGCAAGGACACCAUCAAGUCCAGGGACGGCGUCACGGCCAGCGUCGCCUGCCCCGAGGCCUGCGACGCCUGCGAGCCCGCUUGCGAGGACGACGAGACCUGGUUCUCGAAGAAACGCAGCAACAACUGCCGGUGGGUCGCCGAAAAGCCCGACUCACGCUGCAGCAAAAAGAGCGACGACAAGGUCAAAGCGAAGGAUGCCUGCCCCGUGGCCUGCGGCACCUGCGUGUAA
Molecule: messenger RNA, 1987 nt
Organism: Aureococcus anophagefferens
Lineage: Eukaryota; Pelagophyceae; Pelagomonadales; Pelagomonadaceae
Exons: 3
Biological process (GO): response to UV; error-prone translesion synthesis; replication fork processing
Cellular component (GO): mitochondrial matrix; nucleus
Molecular function (GO): chromatin binding; DNA-directed DNA polymerase activity
Source: RefSeq, a predicted model, not a curated record